Aspergillus homomorphus CBS 101889 is the source of this 934-nucleotide messenger RNA. RefSeq names its product glycoside hydrolase family 11 protein. The transcript has 2 exons. Gene Ontology annotation, biological process: xylan catabolic process. Bases 53 to 820 code for a protein of 255 amino acids. The record is from RefSeq and is a predicted model, not a curated record. Lineage: Eukaryota; Fungi; Ascomycota; Eurotiomycetes; Eurotiales; Aspergillaceae. Gene Ontology annotation, molecular function: hydrolase activity, hydrolyzing O-glycosyl compounds.
UGAAAAGCACAAGACAACCUCAUUCUUCACCGAACCUGUCCAUCCACUCAUCAUGGUGUCUUUUCUCAGCCAGCUGCGCAUGGCUCUGCCAGUCCUAUCGGCUGUGGCCUGUAUGCUUACAGUCGCUACGACUGUUCCACCUAUGCCGCGCGACGCUCUAUCGCCCGAGCGUCUUCAGUGGAUCCGCGAAAUCAUUGGCAACCAGACCGACUUCAACGCAACUUCGGACGUCUCCAAGCGCAGCACCAUCAUAAGCACCAGAAAAGACGGCAUCGACGCCGCGGGCUUCUACUACUCGCUGUACAACGCCAACGGUGCAGACGUGGGAUACACCGAAUACCCGACGACCGGCCAGUUUGAGCUCGGGUGGUCCGCGAAGACCGAGUUCCUCGGGGGCAAGGGCUACAGAGGCGGCAACCCGCGAUCCUUGACGUGGGACGGCUACUUUACUGCAGAGGGAGACUGGACCCUGGCCAUCUACGGCUGGACCCUGAACCCCGUCACCGAGUGGUACAUCGUGGAGUCGCACGGCAGCGGCACCCCGGGCAACGGACAUAUCCUCGGCCAGGUCAACAGCGAUGGCGGUCUCUACGAUGUCUACAGUCUGCCUUACAGAAACGUGCCGAAGAUCUACGGAGUGACCAACUUCGACCAGCACUGGUCCGUCCGUCGCUCCCACCGCACCUCUGGCACCGUCGACGUGGCCGCGCAUUUUCGGCGCUGGAAGGAAAUGGGGCUCGACCCGGGAACUCCGAUAUUUCAGAUGGUCACCUUGGAAGGAUUCUCUGGGAAGGGGUAUCUGAACUUCAAGGUUGAGUAAGGAGCUCGGGGACUGCCUGGGGCUGGCCGUUAUGGGCACUCUCCACACUCUUGGACGAUUACUGUUGUGGAUGGCAUCUGUAGUGUGUCCCCUGGCGUGGACUCAACUUUCUAC